AACCCACAGACUCCAGUUCCCUGUUGGUGUGAGGUGGUACAAUGAAGGGACGAUGGCUGCCUGCAUCAGAGUAAUAUGGAUGAAAAUGACCACCUUGACAGCCGCUAUUUAUGAUGGGUCUGUUCUCCUGAACGCGUUCUUUGCCAAAACACAGUAAUCUCCCUGUUUCGUCCCAUCUGUAGAGAUCAAGUGUUGUGUUUGCAUCAGUCUGCUAGCUCCGUGCUAUGAUUCUAUCCACAUCAACUCUGUUUAAUUGACCUGACCGAUAUCACUCAUAACAUGGCCAUCACACAGUUUCGCCUUUAUAAAAUAUGCGCCUGCUUGGCAUCUAUUCUGUCAUUCUUGAAAAGACUGAUUUGCAGGGCUGGAAGGUCACGCAAGCUAAGCGGGGAUCAGAUCACCCUUCCGACCACAGCUGAUUAUUCCUCUGCACCAAAACAGCUGGAGAUUGAGGAGUGGAGCUCAUGGGAUGAGGACGCUCCCACCAGUAUCAAAAUUGAAGGCGGUAACGGGAUAGUUCCACCCUCACAGAAUGAAGCUGAAGAAGAAGAGCCAGACUACUUCAAAGACAUGGCUCCCACCAUCAGGAAAACACAAAAGAUUGUCUUGAAGAAAAGGGAACCUCUGAAUUUCUCUAUGCCAGACAGCUCCUCAGGUUUCUCCAGCCGACUAGCUGCCACUCAGGACAUGUCCUUCAUCCAGCCCUCUGCAGAGCUGGGGGACCUUGACACCUGGCAGGAGGACACCAAUGCCUGGGAGGAUGAGGCAGAUGCAGCCUGGGAGACAGAGGAAGUGCUGAGGCAGCAGAAGCUGGCUGAGCGAGAGAGACGUGCCAUGGAGCAACAGAGGAAGAAAAUGGAAAAAGAGGCACAGAGAAUGAUGAAAAAAGAGCAGAAGAUUGCUGUCAAACUUUCAUAACGUUAAUACAGCGCACCGGACACUCAGAGCAACAGCCAAACAACUGCUCAUAUUACAUUUUACCUUGUUUUGUCCUGCCCACCAUACUACUGUCUUCACCUCUUUGGGAUAUUUUUUAAUCCAUCAGCCACAUAAGGGAUUUUUGUUUUUUAUUUUAUUUUUUGGGCUUUUCUUUUUGUAUUGGACUGAACACAGCACAAAGAAGCUUCCCUUUUGUUUAAUGAGGUGUUGUGACUGUUCUUACUGUGCGCUUGAUGAAAGAUCGUUUUUUCCUGUCAGUAUUUAUAACACUUGAAUGAUUUCCAGAAAAACAUUUAGAUAAGGAAUUCCGUUCAUUUUUGUUUUUUUGUUUGCCUUUUUUCCUACCUGUUUUUCUUCAUCAAAGUCUUGUAAUUGUGCUUUAAACACUGGUCCUCAUCAGAAAUGGGUGAUAUCUCAAUAUUUCAGAAUAAUCCAAUUUAUGCAGUCUUGGGUUUCGCUCUCCACAUUCUAUUUAGAAUCUUUAGAGUCUUUCUAAUCUAUUACCAUUCUGUUUACCUGAUAAUCAUGAGCUUAAUUGAGAAUAAUCUUUCACGACCAUAUAUUUUGAUCUUGAUUUUUCCAAGACAAAAAUUUGAGUUAAGGCAUUAAUAAUUGUCAGUGUGAAUAGAGAGCAGAGAUAUUCAGUAUGUACUGAGGCUCAAAGAAAGCGCUUUUAAGAGACGUGGGUUGGUCAACAUGGAGACACAGAAAUUUUUUAAAUAUCCAAAUUGGCAACCAAACCAUCUUUUAUCUUUAGUAAGACUGUUUAUUGAGAAGAGCAUGGACUAAGAGAAAAACAUUCACAAUUUAUUUUAAAGCAAUUUCACCAGGGGAACGAAUUGUCUUUUGCUAUUAAAGAAUUUCUUAUCUCUUGAAUAUAAAUCAAUCAUGUUUAUUGAUAAAGUAAGGAUGAUGAUGAUGAUGGUGGUGCUGAAAUUAACUUCUGCAUGCUGUGAUUAUUAAGGAACAGGAAGCCAUGAGAGCCACAGGUACAGAUAAUGAAAAACUAAAUAAAAAAACAACUUUUGCUAUGAUUUAUGUUCCCCGCUCAUGCAUGCUCAUGCCUUUUUAAGUUGUUUUUAAAAAUUUUCACAGUGCAUCCUUAGCUGUAAUAAACAUUUCAGUUAUCUGUUCAAUGGAUUAUUUUAUUUGGAGGCUUUCAGAAUCUUCUACUGUCAUUUAUUCACCAAAAACAUGCUCUUCGUGCCAUGGUUAAGAUGAUGUCUUUGGGUCUCUGAACAUAAUCAGCAAUACAAGACUUUAUUCGAUCUGUUAGUACCCAGACUGUUAAAAAGUUUAAUCAGCAUCAUAGAGCUGCCUCUGGAAUACAUGGGCUAUUAUUUGUGAUAUUCAAGGUCAGACGCAUUGUCCGGACCGGAGGAAUAUUCCAGUUCUGAGAAUGUGAUGUCAUAAUCCCCAUCUGCCUCAGCAACGCCCCUCAGCCGACCAACCCUCCCACAACUUGACCCACUUAUACAGAGAGAGGAAAAUAAACCAUGACUGAAAUAUACAUUACGUGCUGUCUUCUGCAGCUAUGCGCAUCUUCACACCUGAUGGUUUUCACAUGAGUUUGUCUCUGUAAUCAAGAUUUUUGGAACAUGUUCAUUAAAUAAAAUGUAUGUGUUCAUUAAAUAAAAAGUAUAUAAACACUC
Messenger RNA from Cyprinus carpio (common carp), 2591 nucleotides. RefSeq names its product receptor-binding cancer antigen expressed on SiSo cells-like. Gene Ontology annotation, cellular component: secretory granule. NCBI's taxonomy places the organism in Eukaryota, Metazoa, Chordata, Actinopteri, Cypriniformes, Cyprinidae. The record is from RefSeq and is a predicted model, not a curated record.